GAAUAAUGGUUGACAGAUCUGAGUCUCCGUUCUUGUUUAAACCGAGCGAUUUUUUUGAGUCAACCUUAGAGCUUCUGUCAAAGAUUUAGUCGGAGCAGUGCGUAAGUUGAAGUUUGAUCCUGUCGACUAUGGUUUUUACAGCGUGGAAGAAUUUUGCAAAUCCAAUUGGAUCCAAUUGGCGAUGACAACCCAACAAAGAAACGAUUCAAUCAACCUUGAUCUUGUUUCAAACUCAGAAAAAGAUAUCUCGAACUUUACUUUGAGAGUUUUCGCCGUGAUGUCGUCUGUCAAUAAACAAACAGUGACAUACGAGGAGUUUCUGAAUUUCUUCCAGGAAAAGUUCAAUCGUCCUGUUAAAGCAUGUGAUUUCGGAUUCACAGACUUGAAAGAGUUGCUUCUGGCGACUGAGAUGGUCUGGAUCUUCGACUCUGUAGAGAACCAGAAAUCAAUCGUAAUGCGACCUCUGAUUCAACUACUUCACGAACUGGUGGAGAUCAUGCGGAAAACUAAACUCCCUGUUGGGCUUACUGAGCUGGCACAGAUUUACAAUAUGACAAAACAGAGGGAGCUGAGCUGUUUCAAAUACGGAUUUCCAAGUCUGACGAAGCUGCUGGAAUCCUUGCCGAUGUUUAUCAGUUUUGCGAGGAGCAAUUCGAUGGCCUUCUCUAAACAGGAAAAUUCCCAGGUAGAAUUCACGCCAAUGUUUCAUGCUAUGCUGCCCAAAUUGAAACCAUUGUCACAAACCAAACGGGAACACACGCCGGUCAUGACUCGAAAAAGGUUCGGUCUUGAUCGAACGGAAUCUGAAUCAUCUGUGUCUGUACCUGCGGCCCCUCGACCACCUCCAUUCACCCCCACGAGGGUGCAACAGAACAACCCCCAAGCUACCUUCUCCUCCCCCCUAUCAAAAAGCAACAGUUUCCAGCAUAAACAGCGAUCGUAUAACUAUAAUCGUCAUCCAGUUUUUGAUGAAAGAGAUUUCCUCGAAGGGCCUCAAAUGCCAGCUGGAAGCAUAGCUCCGGAACCAUCUCUACCUUUCCCGCCUCCACAUUUCUUCGAAAGGUCCUAAGGUGUCAUUUCGCGAUCGAAGCAACAUGGGUAAAAAACUAGAAAUUAUCAGAUUGAAACUAAAAAUGUUAAGAGUAAAUGUGAAAUGUUUGAUUCUUUGAAAACUUAAACUCAAAAUACUGAAAUUUUGUUAAAUAACCCAAAGCUUACGUUUACUGUCCUCUUAGUUUUUUUUCAAUUGCUCAUUUUUCCCAUCUCAAUGUUGAGUUCUUAUUUGUCUUCAAAACUUCCAAAAUAUGAUUUUUUGUUGUUCAAUUAUAUGAAAAUAGUUUCAUUUAUUUUUUGUUAUAAGAAAUGAAAUCAAAAUAAAUAUUGUUUCCAUAUCGUAAUACCAAUUACUCAGAGAUUUCUUCAGUGUUUUAGCUGAUAAAAAAUUCAGAUUAUUUGCUGGCCUCAAUAAUUCAAACUUUCGUUGGUUUUACCGUGUCGUUUCAUGGAAUAUUAACCAGUUAGAGAAAUCCAAUUUUAAUGAUGUUCGUGCUGUAUGUGUAUUCAGCUGUCAUGUGUUCAGCUCACCUCUUGCUAAUCAAUCUGAUUUUUUUUCUACUGUUUCAAUUCAACCUCACCGGAACUUAAGAGUGAGAUCCGGUGCGGCAGUUUGUUAUAACAAUGGAGUUAGCUCUUGACAGUAGAAUUCAAUUUGGCGUCUUUGUGCUAUUAUCAUAAUUUUGCGUCUUUUGCCAAUUGCCAAGCGAGUACUUCGAAUCAAACCAUGGUUAGUUUUAGUCGUUGAAUCCCGAUUGAUACACGGAGGAUUCUGUGUAUCUAAGGAAUUCCGUGGAUAGUAAUGACUAGUUUUAGUCGUUGGAUCCCGAUUGAUACACGGAGGAUUCUGUGUAUCUAAGGAAUUCCGUGGAUAGUAAUGACUAGUUUUAGUCGUUGGAUCCCGAUUGAUACACGGAGGAUUCUGUGUA
Symsagittifera roscoffensis is the source of this 1982-nucleotide messenger RNA. RefSeq lists its product as uncharacterized. The record is from RefSeq and is a predicted model, not a curated record. Bases 182 to 1069 code for a protein of 295 amino acids. The transcript has 3 exons. NCBI's taxonomy places the organism in Eukaryota, Metazoa, Xenacoelomorpha, Acoela, Convolutidae.